GUCACCGCCUUGCACCCCGUGGGCCCGCUGCGCAGAUCCGGAGCCCCGCACGCGGGUGGCUUUGCUGUGGCUGGGGUUCUGCGCCGCGCCCCCUUCCUCCCCAGACGCGCACAGUCUUCUGUGGCCCGGGACCCGCGGGCGGCCGCGCGAGGCGCGUUUGCACCAAGCCCGGGGCGCGCGAUGCCACUUGGCCUGGCCGCCCCCGUCGAGUGCCGCGCCGGGGACCCAGCCCGCGUCUGAGCGGCACCGGCUGCGCGCCGGCUGCGGAGAGCCCCACAGCAGGACCCUGAAUCGGCCUCUCCUCCAACAGCCCACUGCUGCUACCACCAGCGCCCCUGCCUGGACCUGUCCCUGUACCACCUCCCAGCAGGUAGGAAUGGUUCUCUACAGAGCAGAAAGGGACCACAGGAUGAAGGAAGGCAUGUCUAAUAACAGUACCACCAGCAUUUCCCAGGCCAGGAAAGCUGUGGAGCAGCUGAAGAUGGAAGCCGGCAUGGACAGAGUGAAGGUCUCCCAGGCAGCCUCAGACCUCCUGGCCUACUGUGAAGCCCACGUGCGGGAGGACCCUCUCAUCAUCCCAGUGCCUGCCUCAGAAAACCCCUUCCGGGAGAAGAAGUUCUUCUGCACCAUUCUCUAACACCCAUGGUCAUGAAAUGGACCCCUUCCUGUUGUAAAAGUCCCGAGUAGAGAUGUGCACGCUCCUCCCGUCUAGAGGCAUGCCUCCCAUACACACCACUUCCCUCUCUAUCCAAUCGUGAUCUGGGCUCAUCUUGGUUUACCAUAUUUUUUCAUGACACUGUUUCUUCUUCUUCUUCUUCUUCUUCUUCUUCUUCUUCUUCUUCUUCUU
Onychomys torridus (southern grasshopper mouse) is the source of this 847-nucleotide messenger RNA. RefSeq names its product G protein subunit gamma 4 (gene Gng4). Gene Ontology annotation, molecular function: G-protein beta-subunit binding. The coding region runs from base 377 to 637 and encodes 86 amino acids. Lineage: Eukaryota; Metazoa; Chordata; Mammalia; Rodentia; Cricetidae. Gene Ontology annotation, biological process: G protein-coupled receptor signaling pathway. Gene Ontology annotation, cellular component: heterotrimeric G-protein complex. The transcript is spliced from 4 exons. The record is from RefSeq and is a predicted model, not a curated record.